Messenger RNA from Suricata suricatta (meerkat), 716 nucleotides. It is a transcript of the gene FABP3, whose product is annotated as fatty acid binding protein 3. Gene Ontology annotation, cellular component: cytosol; nucleus. NCBI's taxonomy places the organism in Eukaryota, Metazoa, Chordata, Mammalia, Carnivora, Herpestidae. The record is from RefSeq and is a predicted model, not a curated record. Gene Ontology annotation, molecular function: fatty acid binding. Gene Ontology annotation, biological process: fatty acid transport. The transcript is spliced from 4 exons. The coding region runs from base 81 to 482 and encodes 133 amino acids.
GCGGGCCGGGAACCGCGGGUCCCGGAGUCCUGGCACGCCUGUUCUGCGUUCUCAGAGCCCUCGCCUAGCCCAUCCUCACCAUGGUGGACGCUUUCGUGGGCACCUGGAAGCUGGUGGACAGCAAGAAUUUCGAUGACUACAUGAAGUCGAUUGGUGUGGGUUUUGCUACCAGGCAGGUGGCCAACAUGACCAAGCCUACCACGAUCAUCGAAAAAAAUGGGGACAAGAUCACUGUAAAAACACAGAGCACCUUCAAGAACACGGAAAUCAGCUUCGAGCUAGGGGUCGAGUUCGAUGAAACAACAGCUGAUGACAGGAAGGUCAAGUCCAUUGUGACGCUGGAUGGAGGCAAACUUGUCCACCUGCAGAAGUGGGACGGGCAGGAGACAACGCUUGUGCGGGAGAUAGUUGAUGGGAAACUCAUCCUGACGCUCACCCAUGGCAAUGUGGUUUGCACUCGUACUUACGAGAAAGAGGCAUGACCUGCCGCUCCUUCACCGACUGCUCCUCUGGCACUCGACUAGCCCUGGACUCAGCACCGUAUUGCCUCAUUUUUCCCUCUGGCAUUUUGUAUACAUCUGCCUUGGCUGGGGAAAUGCUGGUGGGAUCAGGUGCCAGCAGCCUAGGUCCAUUUCUGGCUCCCACUGUGUAUGUUUGUUUUUUCAACUGCAUCCAAAGGGUGCUCUAAGGUCAAUAAAGCAGAGCCAAGAUCACCA